This is a messenger RNA of Seminavis robusta, 2280 nucleotides long. The record is from the annotation of a GenBank genome assembly. NCBI's taxonomy places the organism in Eukaryota, Bacillariophyta, Bacillariophyceae, Naviculales, Naviculaceae.
AUGAUGAAGUUUGCUCUCGCCUCCCUUCUUGUGGCCUCUGCCUACGCGCAAGAGUUACACUCUUCCAGUUCGCCCAAGCUCAUGUUUUUUGCUGGCGAUGACUUGCUGAGUGUGACCAACCAUGCCGAGGCCGACGCAUUUUGCAAAGCUAAGGACCGUGUUCUCGCCAGCAAGAGCGAAUGGUGCCACUACUCCCAGAAGCACACUGGUGUUCAAUACGGAGAGGUUCCCGUCCGAGGAAGCAGUGUCUACAUUGAUGUCGAAGAUCAUUGUGACGUCUGCAAACCGAAAGAAGAGAAAGACGAAAAGAUAGAAAUCAAGGAGGAAGAAAGCAAGGAAGUCGCGGUAGAAGUCAAGGAAGAAGUCAAGGAAGACAAAGGAGGCGUUUGUGGAAGACCAGCAGGCUGUACUGGCCGCUCUUGCGCCUUCACAUGUGACCUCCCAGCGGGCUACUAUCCCGAUCCCACCGACUGCUCUGCAUACUGCUUCUGCACAGGCUCUGCGGCUCCCUCCAGAUGGGAGCAAGUAGUACCGGGUCUUGUUUGGGAUCCAUUCUGUGGAGGCUCUCAGCCCCUUGACCCCUCGAACAAGCCUCUCGGAGGUAUGACUGGUGGAUGUCAAAACUGGGCAUGGGCCGUCAGCGAUAACAGCUACUGUGCUCCCGGGAACUCCCGCCGCCGUCUCGAAGAGGUGAAUGGACGUCGCGAGCUUAAAGGACGUCCCGAUUUCAUGUUGUGUACCAAACUACCCAAGGCCCCCCCUCUCCCUCAGACUUGCGCCAAGGCCUACGACGAUCCUCACAUUGAGACCUUUGAUCAGCUGCAGUACGAUUGUCAAGGCGAUGGCGACUUCAUCCUGUCCAAGUCCUUGGAACCUGGCUCUGGCUUUGAACUUCAGGGCCGUUUCUUCAAGCUUGACGGCUGGGCUGGAACCACCACAACUGGAGCAGUAUUGACGACCGGUUUCGCCGGUGAACCGAAGGUCGAGGUUGCGUACAACGAAAAAUGCGACCUUCACUACUACAUCGAUGACGAGGAGCAUGAUCUUGACUCGGAUUGGUCGACAGAUGGUACCAUUGCGUUGGGGACAGACAAGGUCAACUUCUUCCGUUCCGGCUCUGAUCGCUACUUUCACUUUCAAGAUUCUGGUGUCAGUUUCCACGUCACCCUGAGGUACAACCAUGUCUUUGGCUGUUUCAUCAAUGUGAAGCUCUGCCUUCCAGACGAAAUCAAAUCGCAGCGCCUGGUCGGCAUUUUUGGAAGCCCUGAUGGCAACAAGCAGAACGACUUCAUGGACCACGAUGGAACAGACUUGGAAACCGUUGGCAAGAUUUACUGGGGACAGAUCUACGACUACUGCACAACCACGUGGUGUCUUGGAAGCGACUCCCUUUUCAAAGUUAGUGGAAGUGGCGAUACCUGUGAAAAACCCUAUGAUGAUACGAUUGAACAGGCAGUCAAAAACGCUGGCGAGGAGGUGAAAGCAGAAUGCGGAGACAAUAUGGCCUGUAUGGUGGAUACUGUUGUGAGCAAGGACGCUGCAACUGGUGGGGAGACGCUGAAGGACGAAGAGGAUCUUAAUGGCGAAGAGACUGUUCCUGAUGAAGGAGAGGAUGAUUCAGACAAUGCGGAUCAUUGCAACGGACAGGACAAGACGGUUCCUAGCGCACCAUCUCCAACAAUACCCAAGCCUGCUCCUGCUCCUACCCCCGUGAACCCCCCUGCUCCAGACCAACCAACCCCAGAGGACCAGGCAACCGAGAUGGGCUUUGUCAAGGGUGAUCCACACUUCAAGGAUCGGGAAUGGGUGUGGAUCAAUGGUAAAGCCAACGGUGUUCUCGAGGAUGGCAAGUGGUACCAUGCCAGCCUUAACGGGCUUUUGGUUCGUUUCAAGCAGUCUUUCGGGAAGAAAAGUACUACUCGAGAAGUCAACAUCUAUUUGAACCAAGGUUCCUCCAAGGAAGUGUUGGCCAUGAAGACAUUCAAGUCCUUUGUCCGAGUUGACGUCGAUUGGAAGAACAGUGACAACUACGACUACUCUCGUGGUCUUCUUGGAAGCCAUGCCCAAAAUGGCAAGAGACUUGGACGCCAGUGUGUCCUUCCGCCAACUGUUGAGAGUGCCCAGAAGCAACAGAUCCGAAACCGACGCUUGGCCGAGUCUGGAAUUACAACUGAGAUUGCUGAGAAGGCAUGUGCACAUGUGAAAGACCCCGAGGAGCAAAAGGAUUGUGUGUUCGAUAUCCUGGCUACCAACGAUGUCAGCAUGGCAAGCGUUUGGUAG